Molecule: messenger RNA, 1413 nt
Organism: Arabidopsis thaliana (thale cress)
Lineage: Eukaryota; Viridiplantae; Streptophyta; Magnoliopsida; Brassicales; Brassicaceae
Gene: PHS1
Product: poor homologous synapsis 1
Exons: 9
Coding region: 66-1115 (349 amino acids)
Cellular component (GO): cytoplasm
Source: RefSeq, marked reviewed
AUUCGUAACAGAAAGACAACGAAGAAAAAAGAAAAUUUCGAAAAGGAGAAAAAUAUCUUUGGAAGAUGGCGGGAUCUCUAACAGCAUCAAACCGCCGUAGAAACGCGGAGGAUUCUUCAGAAAUUUACCGGUGGACGAUCGGUUUUGCUCGGUUUGUUCACUAUCCAUCUUCUCCUUCUCCGCAUCCAGUUCUGAAACCUCUCGGAAAGAGAGAGCAGUAUCAUUCGCCCCACGGAACCUGGCUGUCGGCGUCUUCUUCGACGGUUUCUCUCCACAUUGUCGACGAAUUGAACCGAUCCGAUGUGAUUCUAUCCGUCAAACUCGGCCAGAAAGUCCUUGAAGAACACUACAUUUCAAAGCUGAACUUCACAUGGCCUCAGAUGUCAUGCGUUUCUGGGUUUCCAUCUCGUGGUAGUCGAGCGAUUUUCGUUACCUAUAUGGAUUCUGCUAACCAGAUCCAGAAAUUUGCUUUAAGGUUUUCCACUUGUGAUGCAGCGUUGGAGUUUGUGGAAGCUCUUAAGGAGAAGAUUAAGGGUUUAAAGGAAGCUUCGACUCAGAACCAGAAAAAUAAAACUAGGUGUGAUGUUUCUUUCCAGUCAGAUUACAACCCUUCAGAUGCGAUUAUCCCCAGAGCCACUCAGAAAGAGCCAAAUAUGGUUAGACCUCUUAAUAGUUAUGUUCCUGAAAUGCUACCAAGAAUUGUGUAUGAAGCUCAGUACCAGAAAAGUGAAACUAGGUCCGAGGUUUCUUUCCAGUCAGAUUACAACCCUUCAAUUGAGAUUUUCCCCAGAGCCACUGAGGAAGAGCCAAAUAUGGUUAGAUUUUUUGAUAGUUCUGUUCCUGAAGUGCUACCAAGACCUGAGUAUGAAGCUGGACAAGCCUUAUACCCAUCACAAUCCACGCUAAAUCAAAUCCCAAGUCUUCCUCCGAGUUUCACAACCUUACUCUCUGGCUGCUUCCCCGACUCCACUCUAGAUGCAGGCCAAACAACUGUGAAGCAGAAUCCUGAUCUAAAGUCGCAGAUACUGAAGUACAUGGAAGAUUCUUCAUUUCAAGAUAUGCUGCAGAAAGUAGAGAGAAUUAUCGACGAAAUUGGAGGUAACUGGAUUACCUGAUUUAUCAUAAACAUAUUUACUAGGUAUCAAUCUUAUUAUCCAUUUUGAGUCUUUUGUUCAUAUAUUGCUUAAAACAAUUGAGAUUAAAAGGAGCAAACCAACAUUGGUGGAGGACAAAUGUAGUUUGUAUUUUAUUUUGUUUCAACUGCGGACAAAUGUAUCAAUUUGCUCUAUUUUCGUCCAACAAUUAGCCGAGAAGAUUUUUGAUUUGCCUUGAGUUUCACCUUAUGGUGAAAGCAUGUGUUUAUUAGCUUCCACAAUACUCAUAUAUUAUACGAAGAUUUUCUUAGAUUUUGCU